UUAUUAUAUUGGCGCUUGCCGGUUACUUACCUGUUUUAAGUUCUAUGUUAUUAUAAUAUCUGUGGACUGACUGGACUGCGGUAUUGCAGUAAUUGACUCCUCUUACUUCUUAGUUGUUCCGAGUUCCGGUUCUUCGUGAAACCGUUGAUAAAGUUCAAAAGUUGAUGACUUUUAAAAGACUAACAACAUUUACAAAAUUACGUUCUGUUAAGUUAAUCAUACGUACAAUGUCAUCUUCAGCAUUAGAGAAAAUUCCAGACGUAGAUAUUGAUGACAAAGGCCGUUAUAAAUACAUUUUAAUUAAGGUUACAGAUCAAAAUGAUUCUUCUAGUCAAUCAAAAUAUGUUGUACGGGGUGGUCAAAGAUUUGACUUUCACGCUGACGUAUAUGAUAAUUUCAAAAAAUGUGUUAAACCAGAUGAACUAAAUGUCACGACCAGAAUUCUAGGCGGUGGUUGGUUGGAACAUGGUGACAAAUCCAUUCUCGUUGAAGGCGCAUCUGUUCCUGCAGAAAAUCAUCAUGUCCGAUCACGUGCAACGAAUCUACUAGUUCGACAAAUUAUUCAAUAUGGACCGGCCGACCAUUCAAUUUCAGCAAAUGUUUUAAGAAAAGCUUAUCCGGAUUACGAGAUAACAUGCAACAACGAAUGAAAAUAAAAAUAAAAUGAUGACAAUAUUAUAAUAUAUACAUAAUCAUGUCGUUUUCAUUUACCUAAUAAAAUAAAUAAUAAAAGUAAAAAAAAAUGUUA
This is a messenger RNA of Rhopalosiphum padi (bird cherry-oat aphid), 748 nucleotides long. RefSeq names its product 14 kDa phosphohistidine phosphatase. Gene Ontology annotation, molecular function: protein histidine phosphatase activity. The record is from RefSeq and is a predicted model, not a curated record. Lineage: Eukaryota; Metazoa; Arthropoda; Insecta; Hemiptera; Aphididae. The coding region runs from base 165 to 650 and encodes 161 amino acids. Gene Ontology annotation, biological process: peptidyl-histidine dephosphorylation. Gene Ontology annotation, cellular component: cytosol. The transcript has 5 exons.